Paramecium tetraurelia is the source of this 669-nucleotide messenger RNA. RefSeq lists its product as uncharacterized. Lineage: Eukaryota; Ciliophora; Oligohymenophorea; Peniculida; Parameciidae. The record is from RefSeq and is a predicted model, not a curated record. The transcript has 2 exons.
AUGUAUAAAAAACAUUCGACAGAAAAAUUAGUUAGAAAAAAUGCCUCUCCAACCAAUGAAAAAGAGAAUAACUCCUAUGCUAGGAAAUAUAGUAGAAAACUUUUGAGUAGAUAAAGCAAUCACGAUGAAUAGGAAAAUAUCAAAGAAAAUAUAUUAACAACUUAUAACUCCAAUACCAAUUCAAUAAAUUAAUUUGAAAGUGUUGCUCAUCUCUAACAAAUUAUUUAAUAAUAGAAACGAUAAAUUUAAAAUUUUAAAAUGGGCUGUCCUAGAUGUUUAACAAAACAAAAUACAGAUCUAGAAUUGAGAAAUAAAAUUUUAGUUUAAAACAACUAGAUCUUGUCUUUAUUGUCUAAGGAAACUCAAGAAUCAGAUUAUACGGAACUAUAUAGGAUUAAUUAGAUGUUGCAAUAAUAAAAUGAAGAACUAAAAUAGAAUAAUGAAAUUUUGAUAUAAAAUCAAUAGGAAAUAUUAUAAGAGAAUAUGUUCUUAAAAAAUUUAUUUGCCGAAACCAGCAACAAUGCUAAUGCCAAAGAAAAUUCUAGCCAAUUAUUUAGCCUCUCAUAAUCAUAAGGAAGAUUUUCCUCAAUUUUGUAGUUAAACUCAUAAGUUCAAUCUCCAUCACAUACGAAAUAGCCUCAAGAUAAACUAUUUAACUUAUUAAAAUGA